AUGGCUGCUUCGGAGAUGGGUACGCGUGCUACGGGUGCCGAUCUCGAUGGUGCGGCUCUGCGACAACGCAAUGUAGCCCAGAGGUCGGCAGAUGGCGGGUCGGCAGGUGUAGUUGAGGUGGAUUUAAAGAAGACACAGGGCAAGAAGUCCGAGAAGGGGUUGCUGCAGUUCCUAGACGAGUGGGAGUUUAUCAUUGCACCUUUGAUAUUCACGGCUCUUGCUUUCUUUACAAGAAUGUACAAGAUUGGUCUAUCGCCCAUUGUGACUUGGGAUGAAGCCCAUUUUGGCAAAUUCGGCUCCCAUUAUCUCAAGCGUGAAUUCUACUUCGAUGUCCACCCGCCUCUCGGAAAAAUGCUUGUCGGCCUCUCAGGAUAUCUGGCAGGAUAUAACGGAUCUUUCGAAUUCAAGUCUGGGGAGAAAUACCCCGAGGAGCUCAACUACACCUUCAUGCGUGCAUUCAACUCCUUCUUUGGAGCUGUCUGUAUCCCUCUGGCCUACUUCACCGCUCGUGAACUGAACUUCCGGAGACCAGCUGUCUGGUUUGUUACCCUGAUGGUCCUCUGCGAGAAUUCGUACACCACCAUCAGUCGAUUCAUCCUCCUGGAUUCCAUGCUCCUGUGCUUCACAUUUACUACGGUGUUGUGCUGGGCAAGGUUCCAUCGCCUCCAAAAUAAGAGCUUUAGCGCUGAGUGGUUCACCUGGCUAGCUUUGACUGGCAUAAGCAUUGGAUGUGUCACAAGUGUAAAAUGGGUUGGGUUUUUCGUGACGGCCUUGGUCGGUCUUUACACCAUCGAGGAUCUGUGGAACAAGUUUGGCGAUACCAAGAUGCCCAAGCUCGAUCUCGGUGCCCACUUAGCUGCUCGAGUUAUUGGCCUGAUUAUUAUCCCCAUCAUUGUCUACAUGUUAUCCUUUGCGGCCCAUUUCGCCAUCUUGGAGAACAGCGGCCCAGGUGAUGCACAGAUGAGCUCCCUGUUCCAGGCGAAUCUCAGAGGUACCGAAGUAGGCAAAGACAGCCCGCUUGAGAUUGCGUACGGAUCCCGUGCUACGAUCAAGAAUAUGGGUUACGGAGGUGGCCUUUUGCACUCCCACGUUCAGACUUUCCCUGAAGGCUCCGGUCAGCAACAAAUCACAUGUUAUCAUCAUAAAGAUGCCAACAACGAAUGGUGGUUCUAUCCCAACCGCGACCAGCCAGAGUACAACCCCGAAAGCGAACCUAAAUUCGUCGCGGAUGGUGACGUUCUUCGAUUUAUCCACUCUCAGACUGGCCGCAACCUCCAUUCACAUGAGGUUUCUGCCCCUGUUACCAAGUCCCAGAAGGAGGUCUCCUGUUAUGGAAACACCACCAUUGGAGAUGAUAAGGAUCACUGGACUAUUGAAGUUGUGAAGGAUGUCGCUUCAAAUGACCGAAGCAAAAUUAGGACUUUAACCACUGCCUUCAGACUGAAACACACCUCCCUGGGCUGCUAUCUCCGUGCUGGCAAUGUCAAUCUGCCACAGUGGGGUUUCAAGCAGAUCGAAGUCACCUGUGACCCUGCCAACAACCCUAAAGAUGUCUACACCCACUGGAACGUGGAAGCCCACUGGAAUGAGAAGCUGCCUGCGGCCGACGCUGGAGCCUAUAAAUCUCCUUUCUUCCAGGAUUUCCUCCAUCUUAACGUUGCCAUGAUGACCUCGAACAAUGCUCUUGUCCCCGACCCAGACAAGCAAGAUGACCUUGCCUCGCAAUUCUGGCAAUGGCCCAUCCUCAAUGUCGGUCUCCGGAUGUGUGGCUGGGAUGACUCCAUCGUCAAGUACUUCCUCCUCGGAAACCCGCUCGUCUACUGGGGCUCCACAGCCUCCCUCGGCAUCGUCGCCCUCAUGGUAGCAUGGUACCUAGUCCGCUGGCAAAGAGGUUACGACGACCUCAAGCCCGCCGACAUCGACCAGAUCCAUUAUGCCGCUCUCUACCCCGUUAUCGGCUGGUUCCUCCACUAUCUCCCCUUCGUCGCCAUGGCACGUGUUACCUACGUCCAUCACUACUACCCUGCCCUGUACUUCGCCAUCCUCACAUUUGGCUUUGUCGCGGAUUGGAUGCUAAGGAAUCAAGCCAAGGCUGUGCAAUACGUUAUGUAUGGCAUCCUGUACGGCACAACCAUUGGCCUGUACGUUCUAUUCAUGCCAAUCUCCUGGGGCAUGGUAGGCCCAAACAAGCAGUUCAGCUACCUGAAAUGGUUCGACAACUGGCGGAUAUCGGAUUAA
This is a messenger RNA of Venustampulla echinocandica, 2238 nucleotides long. RefSeq names its product MIR protein. The record is from RefSeq and is a predicted model, not a curated record. The coding region runs from base 1 to 2238 and encodes 745 amino acids. The transcript is spliced from 5 exons. Gene Ontology annotation, molecular function: dolichyl-phosphate-mannose-protein mannosyltransferase activity. Gene Ontology annotation, cellular component: endoplasmic reticulum; membrane. Gene Ontology annotation, biological process: protein O-linked glycosylation via mannose. NCBI's taxonomy places the organism in Eukaryota, Fungi, Ascomycota, Leotiomycetes, Helotiales, Pleuroascaceae.